UAAGAAAAUAUGCAUCAUCGCGACGAUGAGAGCGUUAUAAACCCCAUGUACUUCGCUCAGCAUCUCUGUACCAAUAAACCCUCUUCCCGGUUCAAGAAAAUUCCUCUCGAGACCUUCUAUCCUCCCAAAUCACGACCUCUUACCCAUAACCAUGUCUGCCGAAUACAAGGGCCAGAACCCCAUCGACAUCGCGAAGCAGGCUGAGCAGAACCUCAACUCUCAUUCGAAUGUCCACGGCACAGAUCCCAACACUGUAAACCCCAACCGCGGUCCUGGUGCCAGCGACUCGGCCAUCGAUUCUGGGAUCGACGAGUCCGCAGUCAACAAGUUCCCCGGUGCCACCGUCACAGUAGGCUCUGGCGCAUCAGGCGGCGGCAACAACCGCGACAUUCCUCUGUCCGAGGGUGGCGAUAUCAACCCCGCGACCGGGCAGCUGUACAAGGCUGGUGACUUCGAGAAGGGUGUUGGCGCACCUGAGACCAGGGAUGCGAGCUAUGCAAAGAACCACGGUGGUGAGCCUGACGCGAACGCGCCUGUGAGGCAAAAGUAGAGCUGGCAAGGCUGGCGUGGAUGGAACGAUACCUAUACACGGAUGAUGCAGCAUUGCGCUGAGUCCGAUGAUUUAAUGAAUGAACAACGUUAAACCAAGGAUA
Messenger RNA from Boeremia exigua, 653 nucleotides. RefSeq lists its product as uncharacterized. The record is from RefSeq and is a predicted model, not a curated record. Lineage: Eukaryota; Fungi; Ascomycota; Dothideomycetes; Pleosporales; Didymellaceae. The coding region runs from base 152 to 550 and encodes 132 amino acids. The transcript has 2 exons.